AUGUCGCAAGCUAUUGGCAACACCGCCCUUGCAUACGCUCGAGUAUGGCAUGUCGUAGACGCUCGUCAACGAGUCAUGGGUCGCAUGGCCACCAACAUUGCUACCACUCUUAUGGGAAAGCAUAAGCCCAUUUACGAUCCUGCUUCUGAUUGUGGUGACUAUGUUGUGGUGAUCAAUGCCAAGGACGUCCUUGUAUCAGGUCGCAAGGCUGAGCAAAAGUUGUACCGACACCAUACUGGUUAUCCUGGUGGUCUCAAGGAAAUCACAUACAAUGACUUGAAGGCUAAGGAUCCUACUGCGGCUAUCCGCAAGGCAGUGUCUGGUAUGUUGCCAAAGAACCGAUUACGCGACGAUCGACUGGCUCGUCUCCAUAUCUUUGAAGGCGAGGAUCAUCCUUACAAGGAAAACAUUAUCAAACGUCAUGGCUUGGAUCAGCAACAACAACAACAAUAG
This is a messenger RNA of Lichtheimia ornata, 453 nucleotides long. RefSeq names its product ribosomal protein L13. Gene Ontology annotation, cellular component: ribosome; mitochondrial large ribosomal subunit. The transcript is spliced from 4 exons. Bases 1 to 453 code for a protein of 150 amino acids. Gene Ontology annotation, biological process: negative regulation of translation; translation. Gene Ontology annotation, molecular function: mRNA binding; structural constituent of ribosome. The record is from RefSeq and is a predicted model, not a curated record. Lineage: Eukaryota; Fungi; Mucoromycota; Mucoromycetes; Mucorales; Lichtheimiaceae.